Molecule: messenger RNA, 2532 nt
Organism: Anolis carolinensis (green anole)
Lineage: Eukaryota; Metazoa; Chordata; Lepidosauria; Squamata; Anolidae
Product: rap1 GTPase-GDP dissociation stimulator 1
Exons: 15
Coding region: 196-1992 (598 amino acids)
Biological process (GO): positive regulation of GTPase activity
Cellular component (GO): cytosol
Molecular function (GO): guanyl-nucleotide exchange factor activity; protein binding
Source: RefSeq, a predicted model, not a curated record
AGGCAGCAUUAGAGGCAUUUGGAGCGCAGGGUCACCGAGAAAAAAGGACGAGGGAAUGAGAGAAGCUGUGGGCUGCCUGUCUACUGGAGAGUUAUAAAAUAUUCUCCUUACUCACAGCUUGGGAGCCGUAGGAGAAAAAGCUUCACACAAACCGUGUGUUCCUUAUUAUCUCCAGUCUGGAAAGCGGCAGCAUCCAUGGAGUCGCUAAAUCUACACCUGGAACACCUCAAAUUUGGUGGAGGAGAUGCAAAAGAAGAUCAGAUAAUUGAAAGCCUAAGUGGAAUUCUUCAAGCUCUGACUGAAAAUAAGCAUACAACAUGCAGUCUCCUAAUUGAAAGUGAUGUUUUGCGAACAUUAGCAAGGCUCCUCCAAAGUGACCCACUUUGUGCAGUAAAGGCUGCCCAGGUGCUGGCAGAGAUAGCUAAAAAUGAGGAAAUGAAGAUCCCCUGUAUAGAUGCUGGCUUGGUGCCAAUCUUAAUACCACUCCUGGACAGCAGAGAUCAAGAGAUGUUGCUUCAUGUGGGCAGGGCCAUUGGACGUAUCUGCUAUGAUAACAAUGAUCUCCAGGAGCAGCUGGUGAGAGAAGAAGUGAUCAGCUUCCUGGUUAGGAUAAUGUCAGACUAUCCAGAUAAUGAACCUCUUGUCCGCGUCAACCUGCUGGCCUUAUCCAAUCUUGCAGAUCUGGAUGCUGCCAAAGAGGCCCUUAGUAAGACCAGAAUUGCAGAACAUUUGGUACAUCAGCUGCACAGAACCAAUUAUCACGAGAAGGUUGAAAUCAUCCUUGAGGUUCUACAGACGCUGGCAGAGAAUGAUACCCUGAAACUACAGUUGGUUGAGGCUGGUAUUCAGGAGGCUGUGGCAGAAAUUUUGAAGAGGCUCCAGGAGAGUUCCAAGCCAGAAGACAUGUGCAGCUUAAAGGCUGCGUCAGAUCUGAUUGUGUCACUGUUACUUGGAGAUGAAUCCAUGCAGCAGCUGUUUGCAGAGGGAAAGGGUGCUAUCUACCAAAACAUUGGCAUAUGGCUGACAUCCAAGCACACGCAAUUACAGCUGACAGGAGCUUUGGCCAUUGCUAAUUUUGCCAGGAAUGACAGUAAUUGUGUCCGGAUGGUGCAGCUAGGGGUAGUCCAUCAGCUUCUUGACCUUUUGGAGCACCAUGUUGAAAAUGGAGAUGUGUCUGUUCAACAUGCUGCACUUAGUGCUCUUCGGAACUUGGCUAUACCAGUGGCUAACAAGGUUCAGAUGCUGGAUGAAGGAGUUGCUAAGCGGAUCCAGAUGCUUUUGAGAUCAGACAUGCCCCCUGUUCAGUUUAAACUUCUUGGAACAUUACGAAUGUUGAUGGAUGGUCAAGAUCCCACAUAUCUCCUGCUUGCAUAUCUCCUUCUUGCCUCCUGGAAGGAGCCACUUUUAAGAUGCUUCAUCAUGACUGGCAUCCUGGUAGUGGCAUUCUGUUGUUCUGAUGCAGCAGAGGAACUGGGCCAAGAUCUCAUGCUGCUACACCGGCUGGUGCAAUGGUGCGAUUCAAAGGACCAUGCUGGAGUCUGCGGAGAAGCAAACCGGCUGCUGGCUUCGCUCAUACGCCACAGUCGUUCUCAAGAAGUUGUCAAAGCCAUUCAAGAGGCCGGAGCCAUGAAGCACCUGGUUUGCAUGGCAACCAGCGAGCAUGCAAUAAUGCAGAAUGAAGCCUUGAUUGCUUUGGCCAUUGCUUCUGCAAUAAACUUAGAAAUCAUCAAAGAGGAGUUUAAGGAGGCCAGUCUAGUUCAGAAUAUACAUAAACUUCUCCAAGAUGAAAGCACAGGUCCAGAGGUGAAAUAUAAUUCCAUAGGCCUGUUGUGCAGUCUCCUAAAUUCAGGCGACCUAAGACAAGAAGCUGAAGGGGACGAGAUAAAAGAGACCCUCGAGAAACUCUGUGGCCACAUCAAUGAGAAUGUAGCCAAACAGGCUCUAAUGGCUCUUCAUAUACUCAAUGGCGAGCAGAGCUUAUUUGAGCAAUAAAUAUAUGACACAGGUCUGCUCAUCCAACACAGCUUUCUGUACAUAAUGCACUCUUCCAAUGAAAGUACUACCUUGGCUAACAAGCUGUGCUUGGGGAUUGAUAUUUUGAGCCUAGAAAAUAAAUUACUGUAUUUACUCACUUCUAAUGCUCACCUUCUUUGACUAAAUUAUCUUCUCAAAAUUAGGGUGCGCAUUAGAUUUGUGUAAUAUGGCAAAUACUUUUUUGGGUUUCAAGGUUUUGAAAAUUGAUGUGUGCAUUAGAUUUGAUGGCGCAUUAGACUCGAGUAAAUAUGGUAAUAUUGGAGCUAGCCUUAAAUAUGAGUAGUUUGCUGGUGAUGUUUUAUUUUUUAAUCUUGUUCAAGCAAAUGUAUCAUAGUAUUUGUGUUUGUUGCAAUCCCACCUCCACCAUGUUGCAGUUCCAUUUAAAAGAUGACAGAUUUCCAGUUUGUGUCUUUUUUGAUGUUUUCUUCCAAGAAUACAUUCCGUUUUAUUUCUAUAUCAUGUAGAUUUUAGCUACAUUAAAAUUUAUAUUGAAAUGUG